AUGGGACCUUCAGACAAGGCGAUAUGCCCAAAAACCUACAUCAACAGCAGCAGCAGAAGAAGUUCCAGCCAACGCUGCGAGCCGAAGGCCGUGACGUCACCUCAAACUCUGCAGCAGCGCCAGUGCGUUGACGCAGUUCAGCAUCAGCCGCCUCCUCCACCACCUCUUAGUGUUUCUCCACACCAUGUCCGCCAUCUUACGCGCGCGAUGCCGCCUCUUCCGCCAUCACCACCGCUCCCAACGCCACCGUCACACCCAGUAUCACCACCAAAGCUUCCAGCGCACUUCCAGGAACUCCAUCAGCCACAGCCACCACCGUCGCAGCCUCCUCGCUCUCGCCAGCAGCGUCCUCCAGACGUGCCAGAAACUUCAUGGAAAGCUGAAGAACUGGCAGCAAAUCGAACUUUAGUCUCUGCUGCAGCCACCGACUUGCAGAGGAAACAUAAGUGUGAAAACUGCGGCAAGUUCUUUGGCACCAAGACGGCUCUCAAGAUGCACUCUCGCACGCACACGGGAGAGAAGCCGUACCAGUGCGCCGAGUGCGGGAAGUCGUUCAGCCAGCUGCGCAACUACAAGUACCACGUGUCGGUGCACGCGGGCACGCGGGAGUUCGCCGCCGCCUGCCCCGAGUGCGGCAAGGUGUUCAACAACCGCGGCUACCUCAGCACGCACAUGAAGAUCCACCGCAACCGCAAGGAGUACGCCUGCGCCGACUGCGGCCGGCGAUUCAACCAGCGGGUUGCCUACACGACGCACGUGCGCAUACACACGGGCGAGCGGCCAUACGUCUGCACGGUCUGCGACAAGACCUUCACGCGCUCGAUACUACUCAAGCAGCACAUGCGUACGCACACCGGCGAGAAGCCCUUCACCUGUGAGGUGUGUGGAAAGCAGUUCGCGGACCGCAGCAACACGAUGCUCCACCUGCGGCUGCACUCCGGCGUCAGGCCGUACAGCUGCGGCGAGUGCGGCAAGGCGUUCACCAAGAAGCACCACCUCAAGGCGCACAUGUCGUGCCACACGGGGCUGCGGCCGCACGCCUGCGACCGCUGCGGCGCGCGCUUCAGCCAGGCCAGCAACAUGCGCACGCACCGCGGCAGGUGCACCGCGCUGGGGCCUUUCCUCGGCGGCGGAGGCGACGGGGGUGGAGGGCGUGGCGAGCCCGCGGUCAGAGCGGCGGUCACCAGCGUCAUCAUGCGCGUGUCCGGCGAGCUGGUGCAGCACGUGCUGCAGCGCUCUGACGAUGAAGCCGCCGGCAGCGGCCGAAACGUCACGCUCGCUGGCGACUCCGCUUCGUCUCUCGGGGCUCCGUGA
Schistocerca gregaria is the source of this 1314-nucleotide messenger RNA. Its product is annotated as zinc finger protein 501-like. The coding region runs from base 1 to 1314 and encodes 437 amino acids. NCBI's taxonomy places the organism in Eukaryota, Metazoa, Arthropoda, Insecta, Orthoptera, Acrididae. Gene Ontology annotation, biological process: regulation of transcription by RNA polymerase II. The transcript is spliced from 3 exons. The record is from RefSeq and is a predicted model, not a curated record. Gene Ontology annotation, molecular function: DNA-binding transcription factor activity; RNA polymerase II cis-regulatory region sequence-specific DNA binding.